GCUCUCUCCGAUCUAGGGCCAGACCCCCCCGCCCCAGGCUGAUUGCAACCCCCACCCCGACCCUCGGAUCCUUAUUCACAUGUUGGGAGUGUGUGAGGCAUGUGAGACCGUGCCUGUUAGCCCAGUGCCUGGCAGGACCCGGGGCGUGUGGCGAGGGGGCAUUGCUACCCAAACACCCAGCUGCAGCUUUAAUGUUUUCAGCGGGGAGGGGCUGGAUUUCGUUCAGCCCCAGCACGAGGCGUUGCAUGGAGAGCACUGGGGUGGAUUCAGCCCUGGGAUCCUCUGGCCUCCGCAUGCCCUGCGGGGCGUUGGGCGGCAGCUGCCUGAGACCGGGCCCCUGGACGCUCUGUUUCGCGGUUGCACGGCAAAGCUGCAAUGAUCAGACCUCUCCUGCAGCAGAGCGCAAGGAGACUGCCUGGAGCAGCGGGGCUGGGAGCCAAUCCGCUCCUUGGCCCCAUGUACAGCACCCUGCAUCUCCGCCCCGCUGCAUUGUGGGGAGCUUUUGUCUCCUUUGGCAGCACUGGGGAUUGGCGGGAGGAGGUGGGGCUAGGAGGGCCCAUGGCCUGGUCUGGGAUUGCAGGAUCCUGCGGGCGCGUGGUCAGUACCUGCUCCCCGGUACGCAGGGCCCCAUGCUGCUCCAAGCAGACACGUGGCUGCUCCCUUGGGAGCUGUGCUCAGGGCCUGGGCGCAGGAGGAUCCGUACUCGCCCUCCCGUGGCUGGGGCAGUGGAUCCUGCUCUGCAGGGGGGGCUGUUGAUGGGCCUCGGUCUGCGGGCCAGGGCAGGCAGACACGUGGGCGAGAGAGCUGCAGACGUAUUUGUGCUGACAGCUGCCACAGCAGACAGGCUCGGAGGAGUGACUGGCUGUGCCUGGCAGCGGGGAGGGAGUGUCGCUCCUGGCCAAACCUGGGGUUUAAAGCGUGCUGGUGGUUCUGGUGUCCAGUACAGCUGCUGCCUCUCUGCACAGAGCCCAGCCGCACGCCAAGGGGGUUAUACCCUGGAGCUUGUUCCAGUGAUGGGGCCAGGAGCAGAUAACAAGGGGGCUGGGAGACAAGUUCUGGCUCAGAAACCCCAGGAGAAGGGAGCGCUGUGUGCUCGGAUCCCAGCUGACCUGGCCCCUGAGCAGACAACAGAGGCAGUGAGAGCUAGUGGGCAGGGCACAGCUUGGACGCCUGGGUGGAGCCACAUCGAACGGGUCUCAGCCUGCCCUUCGGGAAGACUAAGUCAGUCGCUCUCUCCCUGCAGUCCCACCACGUGGUGUUAAAGGCUUUUCCAUUGUAAUGGACACAUCUCCCACCAUGCCACCUUCCUGCCGGUAAUCCCCCCGCCCACAUUCUGGGAAAUGCUGGUGCAGAUCUGCACGGUCUGACCCGCCCUCUCCUUUCUCACACGCUGCGAUGAGCGGGGGGAGCGGGUCUGAGCUAGCACCUCGUGGCGUGGACGGGGCAGUUACCAUCUUGGAGCUACUGCUUCAGGGUCGCUGCAGGCCCGGGCAGGCGUCACUCUGCCCUGUACGCUCACUUCACCUUUGGAAGGUUUUCGUCCCAGCUGUAGCAGCUAGAGGCUGACAGCCUCUGUGAAAUGAAAGCUGAGACUUGGGAGAAGAAGGGAGAGGUCUGUCCAUGUCCCCCCGCUACUCCAUCAAGCCCUCUGCGGGGGCGCACCCUGCCCGUUGGGAAAGACAGCUUUAGUGCUUUCCAGCCCCCCAAAGGUCCCAGCAUGCUUUGCAAACCGUAUUGAAACAGGAAAACUGUAGAGCCCGGUUGCCAUUUCCCCUUCCUGACGUCUCCCCCUUUCCCCGCAACGCACACUCAGCAGAUCAGCUGGCUGAAGAUGGAGGCGGCUGUGAUAACUCCUCGUAGGCCGCCUGUCUGGAGCACAGACGUCUGGUCCGCUGUCCCCCCCUAUUCAAUUGCCCCACAUCCCCCUUGCCACCAGAUGGCAGCAGCCUUGUGCCAUACCCCCACAUCGCAGUAUCAUUACACCAAUAGCUGCAGCCCUUUUGAGGAACACUGUCCUGGCUCUGGGCUCUGCAGCCGGGCAUUUUGGAUCCCUGCAAUCUCAGGUCUUUGCAGCCCCUCACACAGCAGUAAAAUUCCCCACUAGCAAACAAUACUUACAAAUAUUUGACAGCAAAAAGGGGUCUUUGUUUAUUUCAUGUCCUUGUUCCCCCUCCGAGAAUCCCGCCUGCAUGGCACACCUUCAGGGCAUUUGAUGGUCACCAGGUACCUGGGAUGCAGGAGACAGACAAAUGGUGCCAGAGCUUACAGGGAACCUGCUAAUAACAUUGCCCAGGGAGUGGAUUGGUCUGGGCUGUUGGAGGCAGAACCACCCAAUGCAGGGCUGUUUAAAUCAAAUCAUAAAUGGCGGCAGGUUCAUUGCAUUGCGCAAGGCCUUGAUUUGGGCUAAGCUAGGGGAUGCUGUUGAAUUCUCAAGAUGGAAGGUUCUUACCUGUGAUUACAUUUAAUUGAUUCAGCUAACUGUGUUAUUUGGCCCCGGGUGGAGGCUUUCAACUUUGCAGGAUGGCUUUCUGCAGCGAGGAGUAAGGACCAGGCAUGGGCAUACAGUGCUGCCUCUUCAGCUUCUCAGCCCAGGAGCUCAGAGUGCUUUCCACUGAUUAAUUAACGAACCCCUGGGAGGCUGGUAACAAGCAUUAAAUAUGGGGAAACUUAGGCAUGGAAUCGUCCAGUGACAUGCCCAAGGUCGAACACAGAAUCAGUGGUAGAGGUCAAUGUUUUUCUUUGUGAGAAAGAAGCCUCAGUCGGCUGGCUGUAUCAGAGUGGCAGCUAUCCCUGUAAAGCAUCUGUCCCUGCUUCCCCUGAAGGAACGGGUGGAUGGAACUCUGUGAAAGGCCAGGUCCCAAACGAGAUUGCUCCAUGGCGACAGUGUUCCAGACCUUCCCUUAUUCCAUUCAUUCCACCCAAAGCAUGUUUCCUUUGGAUUCCUGGGCAAGCAGGCAAAGCAGAUUUAGCACGAUAAUCAGGUACAGAACCCUACCUAUUUCUUUCCUGUUUGCUCAUCUGACUGAAUGAGGGGCUCUGGCAUUCCCAGCCUUGGGAAAUGUUCUAUGUCCAUGGCAAGGAGCAGCCGAGCAGAUUCCAGCAGGGAUGCUUUAAAACAUAACAAACCUUGCAAAGAGCCAAGUAUCCGGGGCAUGGCUAAGCUGCCAGGAGAGAAACGCCCUCGGCAUCUCAGCUCCUCUUCUUUAAAACAUUUUCAUGUGAGUUUAGUGCUGGUGGAAGGAGCUGGGCUGGCAGCCACGCUGUUUAUCCCCAGCACCUCCCGCAGGUGUGUAUCGACUCUGAUCUCUGUGGCCCGCUCAGCUCGGGGCCUUCAUGCUGAGGCUGAUGGUGCGGGGGCCAAUGGUCCUCCGAGAAGGCACGGAUGCCUGUGCAGGGGCACCUAGACUGAGCCCUGCCAAUGCGUUUCAUGCCAGCCCCUGCCCUGGGCUAUAUGGAGGUUAGCUGUCGUCUGUCCCCCUCACUGUAAUAUCCGAGGGUCUCCGUGUCAUCAGUGGAUUAAGCCGCACGGUGCAGGGCUGUAAUCCCUAUUGCACAGGUGGGGAAAAUGAGGAACAGAGGAGCCAAGGGACUUGCCCCAGGUCACAGAGAGACUCUGUGGCAGAGAUGGGAAUUGAGGCCAGGUCUCCCAAGGUGUAGGCUAGUGCUCUAACCACUAGACCUUCCUUUCGCUCUCAGGAGGGUUCAUAGCUCAUUAAGGCCAAGAGCACUGCGGUGGGUCAUUCAGCAUGGUCUGGUCAAUAGACCUGCUUUAGAGCCCUUGAGCAGAGCCUUGAGCCCUGUGCGCUAGAGAGCUGGGGCUGGGGUGGGGCAGGAUGAUGCGGGGGUUCCCAGCACAGCGAGCUGGUCCUCUU
Chelonia mydas (Green sea turtle) is the source of this 3872-nucleotide messenger RNA. RefSeq lists its product as uncharacterized. Lineage: Eukaryota; Metazoa; Chordata; Testudines; Cheloniidae. The record is from RefSeq and is a predicted model, not a curated record. The coding region runs from base 192 to 1262 and encodes 356 amino acids. The transcript is spliced from 2 exons.